Messenger RNA from Glycine soja, 2140 nucleotides. Its product is annotated as EH domain-containing protein 1-like. Lineage: Eukaryota; Viridiplantae; Streptophyta; Magnoliopsida; Fabales; Fabaceae. Gene Ontology annotation, biological process: endocytosis; endosomal transport. The transcript is spliced from 15 exons. Bases 383 to 2008 code for a protein of 541 amino acids. Gene Ontology annotation, cellular component: cytoplasm; intracellular membrane-bounded organelle; plasma membrane. Gene Ontology annotation, molecular function: GTP binding; calcium ion binding; protein binding. The record is from RefSeq and is a predicted model, not a curated record.
CCUAAUACUUAUCAUUUUGAAGUAGACAUCAGUCAAAGUCAAUAAUAAGAAACGAUCGGGUGUGACUUGUGAGCGUGUUACAUGUGGACGGAAACGGGAACGUAGCAAUGGCGCCCAAAUUCAAAAAUUCGAAACGACAAAAACGAGAAAGGAGGCAUCCAAUGCGGUCCCAUCCACACAAACAUCCAGUGGAUAAACGAUCUAACGGUCUCACAUAAACCACCAUCACUUUGCGGGCCCCACUCCAAAGCAAAAUUAAAUCAUCACGAUCCACGCGUCAAGAUCAGGCUCGCGUGCCGAUAUCAUUUGAAAACUGAUAAGAGUCCUCUCUAUCUCUGGCCUUUGAAUUCCAAUUCCAACACCGAGUUGAAUCGCGACGAAGAUGAAGACCGAAUCGCGUUCGAAAGAGGAAACAAAGACGUAUCAGGAAUGGUUUAAUUUGGCAGAUUCAGAUGGAGAUGGUCGAAUCUCUGGGAACGACGCCACAAAGUUCUUCGCUCUCUCCAACUUGUCGCGCUCGCAACUGAAGCAACUCUGGGCUCUCGCCGAUGUCAAAAGGCAAGGGUUUUUGGGCUUCACAGAGUUUGUUACUGCAAUGCAGUUGGUUUCGCUAGCACAAGCAGGGCAGGAACUUAAAUCAGAUAUCCUCAAAACGCAAAGCAAGUUUGACAAGGAAAAUAUUAAACCUCCCGUAUUGGAAGGACUCGAUGCUUUAGUAGCACAAAUGAGUUUAACAAUUAGUGCCCCGCCGGAAGUAAAUGGGACUCCUCAGCCUCAAGUGUUCCCAACUAACCGGUGGUUUGGUUCAAAAUCUUCAAAGAAAUUAUCUCUGAAUUCAGUUACAUCAAUCAUUGAUGGCUUAAAGAGAUUGUAUAUUGAAAGGUUAAAGCCCUUGGAAGUUGCUUAUCAAUACAAUGAUUUUGUGUCUCCAUUGUUGACCAACACUGAUUUUGAUGCUAAACCAAUGGUCAUGCUUCUUGGUCAAUAUUCAACAGGAAAAACUACAUUUAUAAAACAUUUGUUAAAAUGUGAUUAUCCAGGAGCACAUGUUGGACCAGAACCUACCACCGAUAGAUUUGUUGUUGUCAUGUCUGGACCUGAUGAGAGAAGUAUUCCUGGAAAUACUAUUGCUGUCGAUGCUGACAUGCCUUUUGGUGGCCUGACAACAUUUGGAGGUUCAUUUUUAUCUAAGUUCCAAUGCUCUCAAAUGCCACACCCUUUGUUAGAUGAAGUAACAUUUGUGGACACUCCUGGUGUCCUAUCUGGAGAGAAACAAAGGACUCAAAGAAGCUAUGAUUUCACUGGUGUUGUAUCUUGGUUUGCUGCAAAAUGUGAUCUCAUCCUUCUCCUAUUUGAUCCUCAUAAAUUAGACAUCAGUGAUGAGUUUAAACGUGUAAUUGCAUCUCUACAUGGUAACGAUGACAAGAUACGAGUGGUUUUGAACAAGGCAGACCAAGUUGAUACUCAACAACUUAUGAGAGUUUAUGGAGCAUUGAUGUGGUCACUGGGUAAAGUUCUAAAUACUCCCGAAGUUACACGUGUAUAUAUUGGCUCAUUUAAUGAUAAGCCUAUGGAUGAAGGCUUCGUCAGUCCAUUAGGACAGGAUCUCUUUGAGAAGGAACAAAAUAAUCUGCUUGCUGAUUUGAUGGAUAUUCCAAAGAAGGCAUGCGAUCGUCGGAUCAAUGAAUUUGUGAAACGUGCAAGAUCUGCUAAAAUUCAUGCAUAUAUAAUUAGCCAUCUUAAGAAGGAGAUGCCUGCUAUAAUGGGCAAAGCCAAGGCUCGACAAAGACUUCUUGAUAAUCUUGAGGAAGAAUUUGCAAAGGUUCAAAGGGAGUUUCAUCUACCAGCCGGUGAUUUUCCCAAUGUUGAACACUUCAGAGAAGUUCUAAAUGGUUAUAACAUUGACAAAUUUGAGAAACUAAAGCCUAAAAUGAUUCAAGCAGUAGAUGACAUGCUUGGGUUUGAAAUACCAGAGCUUUUGAAGAAAUUCAGAAAUCCUUACGAUUAAAAUAAUAAAAAAAUGUUGGAAAAUGUUGUCAUUUUUUAUGUAUGUUUAUCAAGUUUGAGAUCUUAAUGUUUAAGUUAAUUAUUGGAUUGUGGAUGGUUUCAUUUUCAGUGUCUAAUAUCCAUAUUCUAUUCA